Puccinia triticina is the source of this 972-nucleotide messenger RNA. RefSeq lists its product as uncharacterized. The transcript is spliced from 6 exons. Bases 1 to 972 code for a protein of 323 amino acids. The record is from RefSeq and is a predicted model, not a curated record. Lineage: Eukaryota; Fungi; Basidiomycota; Pucciniomycetes; Pucciniales; Pucciniaceae.
AUGACUAGUGCGUUUGCAGUGUCUCAACCCCACCGCCUGGCUGCCGGGCUUGUCCUCACGGCCUGUCUCCUGCUCAGCUCGGCUCGGCAUUUUGCCGUCGGCUGGCGGUACGCUCAUCCCCUCCCGCCAGCCAACUGCCUGCUCCCAGCCAGCCUCGCAGCCGGACCCCAACCUGAUCAACGACCACUCCCCCCGCCCAAAGUCAGUCCCAAGCCGUCCUCGGCCCGGAUCGCCAGCCCCGCCCGAAUCCACCGAGCAGCCACAUACAGCAGCGGAGACAGCCGAGCGUGCAGCGCCAAGAUGGCUUCACGCAACACUACCGACUCUCAAACACCAAACAGCAACACCACCAGCCUUCGCAGGGAUGACGAUAAGGGCAAGUCGGACUCCGAGCAAAACAAGACCGGCGCUGCAACCUACUAUGGCGCCGUUGUCAUCGCUGUCUUUGUCCUUAUUGCUCUCAGUAUAGUCAUUCGAAUCUUGUAUACCAGAAGGGCUCGGAGGAGGAACCCGCCAAUCGAUGAACCUGAUGCGGCAGCUCGAGAAGAUGAGGAGCGGAUGGCUAUGGAGAGGAGGGGAGAAGAAAUGGGUCUACCAACCUACCGAGAAAGUACUCAACUUCCAAACAAUGACACUGUUCUUGCCGCUACACCUAUCACCUCCACCCCCUUUGUACGAGAAAGUACAGCCGAAACGCUACCUCAUCUGGACGAUAUCCCCGAAGGCCAUACGUCCUCUUUGCCUAUAGAUGACAACGCCCAGCCUCCUAAGUAUGAAGACGAUCCAGCAGUCGGACCAAUCCCUCACCAAGCCUCCGAUCUACCUACACUGGACAUCACGAAUGAAAUGAGAAUGUCUACUCAAUCCACGGCAACACUCGUCCUGCCUUCGAUCGCAAUCCAUGAACCCGAUGAUGAAAAUCUUGCACGGAAUCAAUCAAACCCACAGAUCGCGAUCAUUCUAAAAAUAUAA